CAUUGCCGCGUCCGUGACUUUGAUCUGUAGCUAGUCUAGUGAAGAUGGCCGAAAACAAUGGCAGUGAUUAUUGAGCUAACUUUGCAUUCUCCUAGUAAUUGUCAACAAAGAAGUUAUCUUUAAUUAAAAAGUAACUGAAGCAUCUAACAUAGUUACACAUAUAUAUUAUGGCAACUGCUAUUCAAAAGAAUGGCAUGAAACCUUUAACAAACUCAUCAAUAAAUCAUGUAGAAGAUGUAAAGAAUUUGAAUGAUACUGAUAUAUGUAAAGAAGAGAAAGAUGACAGGAUAUUUGAUGGACAGAUUCAACCUUACAUGGAGCCUCAUGAACAGGAACCUCGUGAAUUGGAUAUUGUUAUUAAUAAUGUAGUUUGCAGUUUUAGUGUUAGAUGUCAUUUAAAUUUACGAGAAAUUGCAUUAAAUGGAUCUAAUGUGGAAUAUAGAAGAGAAAAUGGGAUGAUAACUAUGAAAUUAAGAAGACCUUAUACUACUGCUUCUAUAUGGUCUUCUGGUAAAGUAACAUGUACUGGUGCAACAAGUGAAGUUCAAGCAAAAAUUGCAGCUCGUCGUUUUGCUCGUUCGCUUCAGAAGCUUGGAUUUAAAGUACGAUUUAAUAAUUAUAGAGUAGUCAAUGUAUUGGGUACAUGUUGCAUGCCAUUUGCAAUCAAAAUAACAUCAUUUUCAUCAUGUCAUAAAGAAAAUGCAGAUUAUGAACCUGAACUUCAUCCUGGUGUUACAUAUAAGUUAAAAGAACCAAAAGCUACAUUGAAAAUAUUUUCUACUGGAAGUGUUACUGUAACAGCUCCCAAUGUUGCUGCUGUUCAAGCUGCAAUUGAAUAUAUCUAUCCAUUAGUCUAUGAAUUUCGUAAGGAAAGAACAGCAGAAGACGAACUUGCCUUAACAACAAAAAAGCGUAGACUAGGAAUGGGACUAAGUAAAAGAAGCCAUGAUGAGUUCCUACAUGAUCCAGAUUAUAUAUAUGAUACUAUGUUUUCCGAUGAGGAAGAAGAAGAAGAAGAAGAAGAAGAAGAAGAAGAAGAAGAAGAAGAUGAGGGUGAGAGUGAUGCCAGUUGGGACUGAGCUAUUUAUUUUGUUGCUCUUUUGUUAAUUGUGAAACUGUUAUACUCAUAUUUUCUUUUUUAAGAAAAAAAGAAAUAGAUACAUACUGCUUUGUGUAUAAAAGUGUUAUUGUAAAGAGUGAAGUGAAGCAUUCAAUAGUGAAAAGACAAUGUGCAAGUGUUAGAGACAAAUAUGCACAUACAAGUGCUUUAAUCAUGGUUAUACUAAUAUUGAAUCAAUUGAACUGAAUUUCAUUAUCAAAACAAUAUCAUCAUAAUUUACUUUCAUUAAUGAUAUGUAUACGUACAUAGAUUCAUUCAUAUAUAUAUAUAUAUACAUAUAUAUAAAUCACAUAUAUAUCUAUACAUGCAUGUAUCUAUGUACAUAUAAAUGUUAGACAUAGAAAUGUAUGCAUAUUCAUUGUGUUUAACAAACAGCAUCUCAACAUUUCAAGUUCAAGUUCAACGUUUUUCAUCUUUUUUUUUUUCAUUUCUUUUUAAUAGAAUUUAUUAUAUUUAAAUAAGAACAAUUUUAAAAAGGACUUAUUUGUGUAACCAUACUCCUUUAUAAUUUAAAUAGUAGCACGAUUCGCGUUUAAGUUUCUCAUUAUGUAAUAAUAGAUUAUGAAAAAUUUUGAUAGUGAUGAAAAGCGUGUAUGCAUAUUUUUGCUGUCUUUUGUUUCAUUUCUUUCUACUUAUAGAUAUAAUCUAUUUUCGCUUAAUUAACAUACUGUGCCAAAGAUAGAUGUUCAAAAUUUGAGGUAAAGUGAUCAAGGAUAUCUAAAAAACUAAAAAUUUUGUUUAAUUAUUACAAUUAAUUUUUGCAUUACAUAUUAUAAUGGACAUGAAAAUAUUUUUAAAUGAUUUUUUUAUAGUAAAUAACAAAAAAAUUUAUUUAAUUUUAUUUCAUUUAAAAAAAAUUAUUUUUUGUUGAAAAGUUAAAAAAUGAAAUAUUGAGAAAAAUUUUAUAUUUAUCAUUUGCUUUUCUUUUAAAUGACUGUUUUUGAUAGUAAUAAUAAAGAAUAUUAUUUAAAAUAAUUAUCUUUAGCUAUUAAUUACAUAGGCUUUGAUUGCAGAUGUUUUAAUAUUUGGCUUCACUAUUUAUAUCAUUGUACAGAUUAGUUUCAAAAUUGAAUUUUAGUUUAAUAUAAAUUGUCAGUUAAAUCUCUCGUUUCUAUUAUUUCAAAAUAUAAAAAAUGAAGUAUAAAUCAUAAUAUCAAUGAAAUGAUUUAUUUUAUUUGUUGACGAUUGCUUAAAAAUUUAAAAAAUAGAAUAGUAUAUGUUUUUAAUUUCUAAUACUAAUUAUCAACAUGUAAAAAAUUUUUACUCAUUUAUUUAUUUAUCACUUGCAGUAUCCUCAUGACGAUAAGUGCAUUUGAAUUAUAUAUUAUCAUUGUCACUUGCUAGUUAAUCUGAAUUAGAAUUUAAUGUUGUAUAUUGUAGUUUGAGAAGUAAUAAAUAAUAUUUCUUUCAUAAAUAUUCAAUAUAAAUAUUUUAAAUACGAGAUGCUUGACUGACAUAAAGCUAUUUUUGAAUUCUGUUUGAUAAUAAAAAUUAUGAGUAUAUAAAAUACAAAAUUUUAUACAAAUAUUCUAUUUUAAGAAAAAUUAACAGAAACUUUUUCUGACUACUUUUUAAUUAUUUAAAAAUAUUAGCUAAACUUAAAAUAAGAUAUAGUGUAUAUAAAUCAAAUUAUGAUAUGCUAAAUAUAUCAACAUGCAAUUAAUUGCAUAUUCUUUGAAUACAAAACGCCUAUUUUAUAUUUGUUAUUAAUUGUACGCAUUUUUAAUGAUUCUUUUUCAUUACAUAUAUGUGAAUGAAAAAGAAUAUUGGCAAUAUUAUAAUAAAAAUUAAUCUGUACCUCAUGUCAUACAAGAUUAUUCAUUACAAAAUUGAAUUUUUAUAAUUCAUUAUAAUUUAUUAAUUGUAAAACUGUGAAACAAAUUUUUUUACAAAAGUGCUAUAGUCACUGCCCUUAGUAUAUUUGAUGCAAAAAAUAAGAAUUCAAAUUUAAUCAAAUAUAUAUGACAUCAAACAACGAAGUAUCUUAACUUUAUAUCAUCUACAAAAUGCAAUAUAAAUUGCAAUACAAUUUUUUUCUUUAGAAAUGGCAAUAAUGUCAGAACUAUUAAUAUUUUCAAUUUUAUUAAAUUUAAAGUAUACAUAAAUAUAUUUUUUUUUUUAAUAGAAUUUUCUUAUUUUAAUAGAAAAAAAUAUAUGAUAAAUAUAUAUAAAAUAUUAUAUAUAUUUGCUAUCAUUUUCAAACAAAACAUUAUUGAUUUUAAAUUUUAAAGAAAAAUUAUUUAUAAAAUUGUCAUAAGUAUUCAUUUAGCAUUUAUAAAUAUAAAACAUAAAUUCCGUUUUGUUAAAAAAAUUAUACAAUUUUUUUAUUUCUAUUUAAAGUUUUUCGUAAAUGUUAACUAAUUUAAAGUGAUUUUUUUUAACAGUAUGAAAUAUAAAAUAUAUAUUGAUAUUAAUAUAUUGAUAUAUUGAAAUUUGCGAUGUAAGUGAAAAUAAAUUUAUAAUAUUUUUUCUAUCUUAAAUAAUGUAAUACUAUCUUUAAUGUGAUUAUUAGAUAUGUGUUUAUUUUUUUUUUUUUUAUGUGAAAUAAAUUUUUUUAUCUAUGAAGUUAUAAUAAUACAGUUUAUGAAUUUAAAAUUUUUUAGAAAAAUUAUUCCAUAUUUAAAAUUUUUUUUUUAAUUAAAUAAUUUAAAUAUGUGUUUCUGGCAUUGUUCCAUAAAUUUUAAAAUUGGAAUUUAAAGAAAUUAUUUAAGAAAAUUUAACAAUAUAAUACUUUUUUCAAUUCAAUAUUUAUGUAAAAAAAAAAAAUAAUAUAUUUUCAUUUUUAUAUAAUCACAUAAUGAAAAUUUUUAUAAACGCACAUAAUGAAUUUUUCUUAUAUUUUACAGCAUUUUUGAAACUAAAAGUAACAUUUAUUGCAGUGAAUUAUUUUUUAAAAUAUCAUUAAUGUAUGAUUAUAUGCAUGAAGUACAGAAAUAUUUAUUAUUUAUAUGAAAUAAAAGCUAUACAAUUAUGAUUAGGAAUCGUAUUUUUUUUAAUAGUAAAUCUUAUUUGAAAUAUUAAAAAUAAACAAAAGUAUUUCUUUAAAUAUUUUCUGUUAAUUAUAACUGUUUUAUUUUCUUUUGAAUACAAUUUAAUGUUGUAAAAAAGAAAAAAAAUACAUUACUAUUAUUAUUAUUAUGUUUAUUUUUUCAAAACAUUUUUUGGUAUAUAUUUGAUAUAUUUUGGAAAAUUUGACAAAAAAAGUUUUUUGGAAAAAUUGAAAAAACAAGUUUAUUAAUAAAUUUGUAUUCAAAUUGAACUUAAUGUCAACAUGGAACUGCAGUGAUAUUAUUAGUAUUAAUUUAAAUUAACUUCAAAAUAAAUCAUUGUGUAUUACAAUUGAAUGCAUGACUGCCAGUCAUAGACUAUAAUUAUAUAAAUGCUAUUUCAUAGUUUAAUUUGAAUAAACAUAACUAUUUCAAUGAUUUUUUCAAAUUCAUGACAAUAAAAUAUUAAUCGUUAUUGUUUAUUGCUAUAACAUUGUAUGUUUAUAAUAAAUUCCUUUGAUAAUAGUUUAUAAUAAUAAUGAUUUAUCUACUAUCUUUAUAAUAAAAUAUUAGGCUUCUCAAAGUAGUUCAUGCAUCAUAAGUAUUGGAUAUAAUUGCUAUAAAUAUUUUUAUUUCUGAAAACAUUAUAUAUUUUUAAUUUUUAAAAAUUAUCUUAUGUUGCACGUACUAUUUAAUUUGAACAAAUUAACUAUAAUUAAUUUACUAUAAUUACUGCAAUAGAGAAACAAAAUUUUAUUAUUAAAAAUGUGCACUUUUACCAAAUCUGCUAAAUUCCGUUUAUUAUUUUUAAAUAGAAUUUCACAUUCCAGGCCUCCCAAUACUAUCAUUUUCUAGUCUGAGAAUAUAUGUACGCCAAAGACAGUCCAUAAAAGCAUAUUACAAUUUAAAAUAGUAUAGAUAACAUGAAUACAUUGCUCAAGAUUGAUUACAUUUAACUAUACUAUUCAUAGUAAAAUGCUUAUUAUUAAUGAAAAUAUAUAACAAUUUUCCAUAAUAUUUGCAAAUGAAAUGUUAUUUUGUAUAUUAUUACAAAAAAAAAAAGAAUUUAUUGAAAAUUUUGGUAGAGGUGAACAUUCUCUGUCAAUUCUUUUAUGUAUUUUAUAAUCACAACAUACAUUAAUAUUUUGACAAAAUAUAAUUUUUUAGCAUUAUUUUAUUAAUAAUUAAUUUAAUAUGCAUAUAAAUAAUUAGACAUAUGAGCACAUAUCUAGUUAUUCCACCGAUUUUUAAAAAUAGUUAAUUUGCAGCUUAAUGUAAAAGAUUUUUAGAUGAUAUAAAUAUUAUGAUAUUAAAUAAAAUUCUAUAAAUUCAAAUAAUUAAUUAAAAACUAGAGAUAAUUUAUAACAUAUUAUAAUAUUGAUAGAAAUUCUAAGUUUUUGAUGUUAUCAUUAUACAUAUAAAUAUUUCUUCCUAUAUUUAAAUUAUUAUUAACAUCAUGACAGACUAUAACAUAGCUAUAUCAGUUUAUAAUGGGGAAAAAAUGUAGAAAAAUGUAUUAUAUGAUAUUAUAUUAAUUGAAUAAUACACACAUUAUAUGCAGUAAUAUAUAUAUAGUAAAUCUUUCAUUUAAUUCAAUUAGUAUUAUACAUUUUUUUUAUUCAUUCAUUACAUAAUAUGAUUGAACUUUUAAGCAAUAUAAAUAGUUAUUAUUAAAAAAUACAUUAAUCAUAUAUAUAUAUAUAUAUUUCUUGAAAAUCAAUCUGUAGCAAAGAAAUAUAUUACUCAGUUUCAAUUUGAAUUAUUUUUUUUUAUAAAGUUUUUAAAACCUAUUUUAUUAUUUUGUUUAAAAAUAAUUUGUGUAUUAAUAUGAUAUAUUAUUAAUUUUUUAAUACAAUAGUAUUAAUGAUAAUAUAGGAACACACAUACAUAUAUAUAUAUUAUUUUAAAGUAUAAUACAAAAAAUAAUAUUGCAUGAAUGGCCUUUUCUAGAAGCAAUGUAUAUUUAGAAUACGUUCAAUAGAUAUUAUAAAUUUUGAAUUUAAGAGAUGUUCACACUCAUUGAAUUCUUAAAGAAACUUAUUGCAUGAUUAUUAUUACGAUUUUUUAUUUAUUUAAACAUGAAUAAUUUUUAAUUUAUUGCAAUGUUUAUAUUAAAUAUUAAUGCAUGAAAUGAAUAAAAUAAAUGUAAACGAAAAAUAUAAAAAAAAUAAUAAAAAACUGUAUAAUUUAUAAAGUAUAAGAACAAGCCAUUCACUAUAAUUUAUAUGUAAUUUUUCAUUAGGCAUAUAUGUAUUAAAGACUGUUAAAUGAACUGUAAAUGAAAAUUUUUAUGUAAAUAAAGAAAUAAAACAUAAUGAUUAA
Messenger RNA from Apis cerana (Asiatic honeybee), 6429 nucleotides. RefSeq names its product TATA box binding protein-related factor 2 (gene Trf2). Gene Ontology annotation, molecular function: DNA binding. The record is from RefSeq and is a predicted model, not a curated record. Gene Ontology annotation, biological process: DNA-templated transcription initiation. NCBI's taxonomy places the organism in Eukaryota, Metazoa, Arthropoda, Insecta, Hymenoptera, Apidae.